AUGCAUAGUGAUGUUAUAUGUCAUAGUUGCUUUCUUAUUGUGACUGAAUAUACAACAAUAGAAUCAAGGCUUUGUUCAAUUCGUUCUGGACUUUCUAAGACUUUUGAUAAAACAGCUGCAGAACAUGCACUGGAUCAAGGCAAUAAAUCCAAAAUGCACUAUAAUAUUGAAAGUGAAGAUUCUUGUAAACAGAUUUCAGGGAUAAUUAAUGAAAAAGGAAAUUCAGUUAUUACAGGUGAAAUAGAGUUUAGUGAUUAUGUUUCUGACAAAGUUAAUUUUAACGAAACAAACCACAAAGUACUACAAAAGAAAAGAAAAAGUGUGAAAAAAUGUGUUUCAAGGCCGUUCAGUUGCUCUGUAUGUAGAAAAGAUUUUCGAGCUUACAGCCAUCACGUUGAGCAUAUGCUGAUCCAUCUUGGUGAAAAACCAUGGUUAUGUAAAGAAUGUAAUAAAUCAUUCCGAACUAAAAGUGCAUUGAAAGUUCAUUCUGUGAAACAUACUGGUUACAAACCAUUUAAUUGUGAACAAUGCAAUAAAUCAUUUGCUGAAAAAUGUUCUUUGGAGGAACAUAAUCGGAUUCAUUCUGGUGAGAAACCUUUCAGGUGUGAUUUCUGUGAAAGGUCUUUUACUAGGAAGAAAGAUCUUGUUAUUCACUUGAAGACCCAUACAGGUGACAAACCAUAUAAGUGUUCACAGUGUCCAAAAAGUUUUGCAGUGAAGUCAAGAUUGGAAAGGCAUUUCAUGAUACAUUCGGGGGAAAAACCAUAUAGCUGUGAACAUUGCCCCAAAUCAUUUGCUCGGAAAGAUGAUUUCAAACUUCAUGUUCGCCUGCAUACUGGUGAAAAACCAUUCCAGUGUUCUCAUUGUGAUAAAACUUUCACCAAUCAUUCAAACAGAUUGGCUCAUAUAAGGACCCAUACCGGAAUUAAGAAGUACUCGUGUAACAUGUGCAAAAAUUCUUUUAAAUUAAAAAAAAAAUUCCAAGAACAUUUGAAUGCAAAGCAUCGCAGUGAAGUUAUUAAAGAGAAUGUUUUAGCUCAAGCUCAACCUUAUGUUCAAGAAACAGUUAUUCAUUUUAGUGCAAGUUCCCAGGUCCCUCUUUCAGAACCUGAAAUCUUGGUUGUCAGUCCUGCAGAUCUGCACACUUUGCAGCCAGUUCCUACUGAUCCUGCAUCUCAGGUUUCCUGGAAAGAAUGCCCUGAUCCUUCUGUCGAUACCAGGUAUCUUACUGACCCUCCCUCUUAUGAAUAUUGA
Messenger RNA from Gryllus bimaculatus (two-spotted cricket), 1254 nucleotides. NCBI's taxonomy places the organism in Eukaryota, Metazoa, Arthropoda, Insecta, Orthoptera, Gryllidae. The record is from the annotation of a GenBank genome assembly.